Molecule: messenger RNA, 1518 nt
Organism: Salvelinus namaycush (lake trout)
Lineage: Eukaryota; Metazoa; Chordata; Actinopteri; Salmoniformes; Salmonidae
Exons: 4
Coding region: 1-1518 (505 amino acids)
Molecular function (GO): GTP binding
Source: RefSeq, a predicted model, not a curated record
AUGGCAUCCAAUGAGAGUUCUAAUCGGAAAAGAAGGAGGAAGAGCAGCAUGGAGGAGCCCCCUUAUUUGUCAGACGAUGCAGAGUUUAGAGUCCUUCUCUUUGGGAGAGGUGGCCGCAGUCAAUUUUCUCUGGCAAACUCCAUUCUGGGGACAGUUGUGUUCGCGGAUGAGCUCUGCAACAUUACAGAGAGUCAGAGACACAGGAGUGAGGCGUUCGAGAGAAAACUAGCUGUGAUCAACACUCCAAACCUCUCUGAGUAUGAGGCAUCCCAGAAAGAGCUGAGAAGAGUGUUCAAGAUGUCUGUGUGUAUGUCCUCUCCUGGUCCCUACGUCGUUCUCUUUGCAUUCGACCUGAACAACAUCUCACCAAGUGCAGUAAGCAUCCUGGAACUGGUCACAAAGCAUUUUGGGGACAGCAUCUUGAACCACAUGAUGGUGGUGGUGUGCCAUGAGGAGGAGAAGGAGGAUUCAGCUCUAGAGGAGAAAGUCAAGACUAACAGAGACUUCAGGGAGCUCAUUGAGAAGUGUGGACAAAGGUAUCACCUCUUCAAUGAGAGGAAGGCCCGGAGAGACGAGAAGGUUUCCAGACAGCUCCUGGAGAAGAUGGACGACAUGGUGAGGGAAAACGGAUGCAGAUUCUACUCCAAUCACCAAUAUCAGGAAGCAGAAAAGAGAAUCCAGAAAGAGGAGCGUUUCAUGAUGAAAGGGAGAAAGAAAGAGAUGCUGACAAAGAGGAAGGAGCUGGAGAGCAGGUACACAGGUGAAGGUCUUGAGAAGGAGCUGCUGCAGUUUGAGACGAGGAUAAGAGUAGAGAACCGAGAGAAGGCUGAGAGGAAGAUCUCCGAGGUACUGGGAUUUACUCUCACAGCAGUUGACUAUGCUGCUGCAGUAGGUAAAGGGGCAGCUCUCGGGGCUUUAUGUGGAGCGGUCAUGGGGUUUGAGGGUAUGGCGGUGGGAGCCGCUGUAGGUGCCGUCGUCGGGGGUGUCAUGGGAGGUGCUGCCAGAGCGGCAUGGGGUUACCUCACAAACGCUGCUGCAGUAGGUAAAGGGGCAGCUCUCGGGGCUUUAUGUGGAGCGGUCAUGGGGUUUGAGGGUAUGGCGGUGGGAGCCGCUGUAGGUGCUGUCGUCGGGGGUGUCAUGGGAGGUGCUGCCAGAGCGGCAUGGGGUUACCUCACAAACGCUGCUGCAGUAGGUAAAGGGGCAGCUCUCGGGGCUUUAUGUGGAGCGGUCAUGGGGUUUGAGGGUAUGGCGGUGGGAGCCGCUGUAGGUGCUGUCGUCGGGGGUGUCAUGGGAGGUGCUGCCAGAGCGGCAUGGGGUUACCUCACAAACGCUGCUGCAGUAGGUAAAGGGGCAGCUCUCAGGGCUUUAUGUGGAGCGGUCAUGGGGUUUGAGGGUAUGGCGGUGGGAGCCGCUGUGCCGUCGUCGGGGGUGUCGUCGUCGGGGGUGCCGUCGUCGGGGGUGUCAUGGGAGGUGCUGCCAGAGCGGCAUGGGGUUACCUCACAAACGCUGCUGCAGUAG